Messenger RNA from Xenopus laevis (African clawed frog), 8014 nucleotides. It is a transcript of the gene tbcel.S, whose product is annotated as tubulin folding cofactor E-like S homeolog. Bases 443 to 1717 code for a protein of 424 amino acids. Gene Ontology annotation, cellular component: cytoplasm. The transcript is spliced from 8 exons. NCBI's taxonomy places the organism in Eukaryota, Metazoa, Chordata, Amphibia, Anura, Pipidae. The record is from RefSeq and is a predicted model, not a curated record.
AUAGAAAAGGCAUACAGGGACUUUUAAUCUUAAUGACAGCUCACGGGGACGUUUCACAGGUUUAAUUUGCCACGGAGCAGGAGGUCUUGAAACGGGUCCCUGUGGUACAGGAACGUAUGGUAACCUUACACUGAAAACCAAUGCACUCUGGGAAUUAUAGACUCUUUUACAGAACCUUAUUUAAAUGCUUACCAAGCCUCUAUGUUUUAAAUAUUGAACACUCUGUAAAUGUUAAUCUUAUCGCGCGACUUUUAGGGUUGUUAGGAAUUUGUAGAUGAUACGCUUCUAUAGAAAGAAAAACUACAAUACCCAGAGUGCAUUGGUUACAGACACGUGUAUCACAUGAUUAAUCAGAGCCAAUGCCUGUGGUGCCUGCACUAGAGUGAGGUUUGGUGGAGGUUAUCUAUUGCCUGCUUCUCAAUCAGACAUUACUAAGGUCACAAUGGAUCCAUCCUGUGGAAGGAGCUUUAUGCAAGUCCUGUGUGAGAAGUACAGCCCAGAAAACUUUCCAUAUAGAAGAGGUCCAGGAGCUGCGGUUCACGUUCCCCCUGGACCACAGGUGUCUCCUAUGAAAGACCGUCUUAAUCUCCCCAGUAUCUUAGUUCUGAACAGUUGUGGGAUCAACUGUGCUGGAGAUGAAAGUGAGAUUGCUGCAUUUUGCUCUCAUGUAUCGGAGCUGGAUCUCUCACAUAACAAGCUUGAUAACUGGGAGGAGGUCAGCAAGAUUGUGUCCAGUGUCCCCCAGCUACAGUUCCUGAAUCUGAGUUCCAACCCACUGCACCUGUCAGUUUUGGGACGUUCAUGUGCCAGGACAUUUGCUAGGAUUCGCAAUCUAGUCCUUAAUAACUGCAAAGCUUCUUGGGAAACUGUCCAUACACUGCUGAUGGAACUCCCAGAGUUGGAGGAGCUGUUUCUGUGCCUUAAUGACUAUAACACAGUAUUAUGUUCACCAGUCUGCUACCACUCUCUGAAACUUCUCCACAUAACUGACAACAACCUCCAAGAUUGGUCAGAGACCCGCAAAUUAGGCACAAUGUUUCCAUGUCUGGACACACUUGUUCUUGCAAAUAACAACCUAUCUAAGAUUGAAGACUCAGAGGAGUCUCUAGCAAGGCUGUUUCCAAAUCUAAGGUCGAUAAGUCUGCAUAAAGCAGGUUUGAAUUCCUGGCGUGACAUUGAAAAACUAAAUGCUUUACCCAAACUGGAAGAGGUCAGAUUAUUAGGUAUUCCUUUGGUAGAACCAUACAACACAGAAGAACGCCGGAAACUUGUGAUAGCAAGAUUGCCGUCUGUAUCCAAACUGAAUGGCAGUGUUGUCACGGAUGGUGAAAGAGAAGACUCUGAAAGAUUCUUCCUGCGUUACUAUAUGAAUCUCCCAAAGGAAGAUGUCCCAUUAAGAUAUCAAGAGCUGGUGACAAAGUAUGGAAAUUUAGAACCUCUUGUAGAAGUGGAUCUUCGACCACAGAAUAAAGCCAAUGUCGACAUACACUUUGAAGAGAAAGUGGAGAAGAUGAGCAUCCGUUUAGAUCAGACUGUGGCCGAGUUCAAGAAACAGCUAAAGAAUUUGGUGCAGUUAUCCACCAACAACAUGCGCCUGUAUUAUCUGGACCUUGAAGCCCCUUUUGGCCCUGAGGAAAUGAAAUUAAGUACCCGAUUUUUACAUUCAUAUAAUGUUCAUGAUGGCGAUAAAAUUUAUGUGGAACCCAAAAUCAAAUGACCGUACUUGCCUCUUCUUCUAGUUAUAUAUACAAUCACACUGUAUAUAUAUAUAUAAAUAUUACAUAGGAUUUUUGGUUGUAUUAAAAUUGCUUUUAGAUAAAUUUACCUCUUCGUCCCAUUGCUGGCAGUAGGCAGCUGUAGCACAUUGAAGAGCUAUGUGCAGGUGCACCUUCGGACAGUGAAAGGGUCUUCAUCAACUUAGGGACCUCUACAUCUUAGCAGGCACCUUAAGGAGAGCCCUACCUGGAGCACUUUGUGUUUGUGAGUUAUUUAAUAAAUGAAAAUAUUUCUGUUUUUGUUAAUAUUUAGUUAAGUCAAGGUAUGUUACCCUUUACAUAACUGUGUAUAUAAAUAUAUAUAAUAAUUUAUUGCCAUGAUUACCUUAGUUCUGUCAUGUCUGAUGAUGUUGAUUAUUUUUUUAUACUUUUUUUAUGUUGCCGUUUAAUUUUCUUACCUUGAGUUUAAGAGAUUUACUGGUGUCCAACAUCUAUGGUAUGUAUGUGAAGAUCACUCUUCCCCCCACCCCCCCAGUGCCUGUGUUUAUUCAUUAAUUGUACCAGUGACAGACAGAGUGGGAAAUAUUGGCACAGACAAUCAGAUAUCGAGCUCAUAAAGCUGACAAUUAAAACUAUGGGUCAUAGUACAUGUUCAAGUACAAGUUUUUUUAAUCCCUCUACUUUAUCCUACUUGACUCUUUUGCCAUACCUCAGCUAUUCAAUUUUUGCAAACCUUUGCUACGCUAACAUGAUUUUUUACAUUUCAUUGUUCAUUAUUUGUUUUAGGCUACAUAUUUUUGAGGCAAGGUACUUGGGUUUUUAAAAAACAAGGUUUUUAUUUACAAUGGCAGUUCAAAGUGCCCAUAAUAGGCUCAAGGUGCCAUAGUGGUUUACUCCUUGCCCAUCUUUUUUCUGCUUGCAGUGCCUAAAAGCACAACUCUUUGUGAUUGCAAAGUGAAGUGCAAAGAAUUGAUUCCACUUAUGUAUGCAGCACUAGAUGCCGAAGCGCCAGAGGAUGCUAUGAGCAACAGUGCUAAAAGCAAACAUAAAGUACAGCUGGCAUAUCCUUUAUCUUGAAACCUGUUUUCCAGAAAGCUCAGAAUUACAGGAAGGCCAUCUCCCAUCAAAAAUUCCCCUUUACUCUGUAAUAAUAAAACAGUCCCAACUACAAUUUAAUUAAAUCCUUAUUGGACGUAAAACAACUUAUGGUAUAGUGAUCCAAAUUAGAGAAACACUCAUCUGGAAACCCCAGUUCCUGAGCAUUCUGGAUAACAGGUCCCAUACCUGUACAAGAUUCCCUCGCACUCGUACAUUCUGUGCUCUUUGCCUUUGUUUUAGAUCUUUAUUGUGGCUCAAGGCUGAGAGUGCAAUAGACCACUAAAAGGGGCAGUUUUGCGCCCCUUCGAAGCCAUUUGUUUUGCUUUAGUUCAUUGUUUUAAAAAAAAUUUCCACUGUUCUGUCUCCACAUAAAGGCUGGCAGUACAGUAAGUGAGUUAAAGGAGAGGGCUUCCCAAGUCACUGUGAUGAGACAGUCCAAUAUUUGAUACGACGAUGAAGUGGAUUCCUAGUAAAUAUUUCUUCGUUAUCUGUGCACUAAGGGUAGGAAAUGGUUGUAAAGCAUCUGUGUUUAAAAAGAGACAUGUUUGUUGCCAAUAGCCGUGGAGUUUAUUCAUCCAAGUGCUAUACUAAUGAGUAUAUACAACAGAAAGUGUAUUUGAAAAAUGAGUUACAUAUGUUAGAUGCAAAUACUAGUGGUGCUUCUUAUCCUCCCACUCCUUCCCUUGCUUUGCUCUUUUUUAUAUGAGUAUUUCAUUUCUGCAUAGCUGUGGUUUGGGGGGAUUUGUAUCACUCUUCCUAAAGAUGAAAAUCUAUAAACACUGAAAGCACUAUUUCAAUCUCACUUGUACUUUCUGUUUUUCCUGGUGUCCAUCUGUCCUUUCUAUGUUCAAUAUACAUUUUUUUCCAGUCUCCGUCCUAUGGUUUCCCUGUUUGACAGCGUUUGGAAGAUUUUGUUUCCUACCUGGUUAAGCAAAUCUGAAACAGCAACAAUGCUAAUUGUGCAGAGUUCUCCCAAGAGGUAUUUCUCUAACUCACAUUUCACUCCAAGGGGUCAGGCAAACAAGGACUCUUUAACUGGCAGAGGCCUGCAGAGACUUAGAAGAGUGCAACAAGCAGAAUGGAACAUAACAUAGUUCCUUGAACAAUGUUAACAAUCCAUGUUCUUAUACAGAUCAGAGCAAAACUAUUCCCAUAUGGCAGUGUUCUGAUGCUUAUGGAGGUAAAGAGAUACAGAAAAGCAAUUUGAUCUACGUCAAUGCCAGCAACUGUAAUUUUACAGGCUCCGCAUUAUUAGGAUAUGUGGUGUCCAUUGUUUUGGACCAAAGUUCGUUAGUUACUUAUAUAUCCAAGGUUUCUGUUUAAAGGUUACAUCUUGUAAGCUUCUGCAUGCAUACUCUGCCAUAGGCAUGCUGCAGGCUAUUCUACUAUUUUGCAUUUUAGUAGCAAAUCCACCCUAAGGCAGUUGUAAUUCAUGUGCAUCCGAGCAUUGGUUUUUCAUUGCAAGCAAUAUUUUGUUGAUUCCCAGCAGUAAACAGGUUAAUCUAGCUAAUUGAUAUUAUUGAUUUUUUGAGUUUAAACUGUUGGUCUGUUGAACCCAGCCUAGAAAUGCUAGUUGGAGGUGGCUGCCUUGUUAGCGGGUUCUUCUUUGUCAAACAAAGCAUCUUUUACGAAUCCUUUCUUGAAGUUCAUAGAGUUAUGUUUUUUUAGUCUGCUUUUUGCCAAGCUAUGUGUGACCAUGUAAGAGUGCACAGUAGUACCAUUUUGUAAAGGGUUCUAAUAGGGCUUUAGGGGAAAAGCACAAAAUAUGGAGCCACUAUAUAUUCAAUGGAUGUUUAAACAAAAAGUAUGAUUUUGCCAUUAUAUUUUAAGCAUGUACAUGAGCUGCAAGAAACUCACUCACUUAUAUAAUGCAAAUGAUCUCUAGUUUGUGAUAACAAUAGUUCCAGUUCAUUUACCUAAUGUCCCGAAUCCAACACUUCUGUAAACUAUAAUCAGAACACGUUUUGAGUCCUGAAUAGGGAUGUAGACUUCUGUAUCUCAACAAACUGUAGGCCAAUGAAUAGUGGCUAAACAUGGCCUAAGAUUUCACAAAUUUAGUAAAGCGGUUUAGUUUAACCAACCAUGUAUGCGUUUAUGGUCAUCACAAGGGAGGAAGAAGAGUUUUGGCAUACUGCUCUGUGGUCCCAGCUUUCCAAACUUACCAAACAGUCCUCUCAUUUGCAGUGGAUACAUAGACAGAUACAUACUGUAUAGUGGAUACAUGAACAACUGUCCAUGCUUGUAAUUUAACUUUUAGCAUAUACACUAAUAUUAUUAAUCUCUUGGUAGAUUAACCAGGUUUUCAGGGAUGCCUUAUAUGCCUUCUGUACUACCUUUAUUUAUUGAGUCCAGAUAAAAAUGCAUUUCUGAUUUUAAAAAAAAAAAAGUGUGAAUAAUCUCUAAAUAAUAAAGUUUAGUUUUAGAUAAAUAUCUUUAUCCCUCUGUGGUUCUAUUUCUCAAAGUCAUAACAGAUAGUAUUCAGAUAUAGGUAAUGCAAUAAUAUCUGAAGGAUAUAAAACGCCCUACUCUUGUCCAAUACACAAGUAUUUUUAGUGCUUAGACAUACUGUAUGUCGCAUUGGGCAGUUUCUCAGGACAAGUAAACAACAGGAAGUUCUCAGGUGGCACCCCAAUUACACUAACUUAUUCUUGUUAAAGCAAGUUUGCGACCUGGUUUUGAUAUAGUAGACAGAGCCUUGGUGUGUGUGUGUGUGUGGGGGGGGGGGGGGGGGUUUAGAAAACCGCUAUGGAUAUUUCAGUAGGUUUCAAACAAUUAUUAAUAAGCAACUAUUGUGGGGCUCAUUUAUAAACACUGGCCAAUUUUGCACCUGAGCAGUAACCUAUGGCAACCAAUCAAAUGUUUGCUUUCAUUGUUUUACCUGCAGCUGAAUUAAAAAAAGCUAACCACUGAUUAGUUGCUAUGGGUAACUGCCAGGUGCAACUUUGCACAGUGUUUAUAAAUGAGCCCUGUGUUUUCAAGCUGCCUGAUAAGGUUUAUCAAGGGACAUGCAUGUAUGAUUGCUCCUUAUGACACCUGCUAAUGUGCCUUCCUCUACAUUGUGAUUGUUCCCAUAUCAGUGUUACAUUAGCCUUACAAGUGAGCAAUUAAUUCAGAUAAUGUAAAUGGAGACAUCUUUAUAGAAUCCAUAAUAGGGAAUACAUGGUUAUGUGUCACAGAAGGAGUGGAAUUUAUGAUGUUGCUAAUGUAGCACAGGACAAUUGUUUGAAAGAAAAACAAACAACAGUGUCAUAACAGAAUUUCUAAAUGUUAUCAUUGCAAUAGUGCAAGCAACACAAUAAUGUAAAUUAGUGAUGUGCGGGUUGGGCUUUCCCCGCACAUCACAUUUUGUGAGUAAUGCAGUUAGAUACUUUGUAAUUAAAUGGUAAGUAAGGUAAACCCAUGGGCUUACAUGGGCAUAAAUGAAUCUUUAACAGUAACAGCUAGCUAUGUUAUCUUAUUACAUAUAUAGACAGAACUGAUCAUAUUUUGCACAUUUGCUGAGCCACUGUGAAAUCACGCAGUAUCACAUUCAUCUUCAAUAUUAUUUUAUUACAGGGAACCUACAGAAUGGAUUCAAUUUUAAAUAAUUUUUACCUAUUCUAAGAUAGAGAAUACAUGGUUUAUAUUUUGUUUCAACAAAUGUGGUGACUAUUUUAUAUAAUUUAGGCUAGCAUUAUACAACAUGGCAUGGUUAAUGGUUUAUAUUAUCUUCAAAUACAUUACAUUACAUUAUUUAGGAAAUAGAAGCAUCUAAUCUUGGUGGCCAGUUACUGCCAUGUUCAGAGAUGGAAAUCAAGGAGACUGACUUAUAAAGAAAGUAAAGACUAUAUUGAUACCAAUCUUUCUUUACAUUUAGUAUGUGUUUCCUUUACUAGAAUCCUUGUAUGCCUGGAUGUACAGCCUCUUUUUUCAAAUGCUUUGGGGGAGCUUAGAAUUGGCCAUUCUAUAACAUACUAAAAGUUACUUUAAAGGUAAACUACCCCUUUAAGAAAUGGGUGGGAGAAUGAAGUAGGGAGAGUGAAGGAGGUUCAGAUUUGUGGUGGUUCUCCCAACAUAUUUGGCGUUGACACUGAAAAUGCUGAGAAAGUAGGGUAUUCCCCUAAUGCAUUAAAUCUGACCCCUAGAAAGACACUUUAUAAUGAAAUUCUAAAGACUCAUUUCUGUUCCCCUGUUGUGCUGAGAGAAUGCCCCGGUGCCACUGAACAAGAAAGUAUAAAGUAUCUGAAUAGUAAAAGGCUGCAUAAAAAUUCUUUGUUAUUUCUUGGUUGGCUUCAGGGCUUCAGCAUCAGUUACCUGAAUGUGGUGGAUAGGAACUGCCCAUGGAACUUCUGAGAGGCUGAGACUCAGGAACAUUUUUUGGUAGAAUGUCAAAUAACAAAAGUCCGUAGCAAUCUGAGAUUUGUUUUUUUGAUUCAUUUAUGUUUCUCUGAAGCUGCAUACAGGAUAUUGAUACCAGUCUGUCUGUCUAAUAAAGAAAGACUGUAUAAUGUAUAAUACAUCCGGUAUUAUUUGUGGCAUUUACGUUGUAAAAAAUCAACAGGCCAAGGUGUAGAUUCUAUUGAAUAUACUGCCAAUGCUGUCAUAAGUGAAAUCCUCUUUAUUAAGACACAGGAGUUUAAAAUCUCUAAGGGAAAAUGUUAAUACAGUAUAUCCUUCUGAUGUUUCAUUCCGAUGAUAUCUGAUUGUCUUUGUUUCUGUAUUUGUGUGAGAUUGAUUUUAAUAAAAAAAAAUACCCUCUUUGGAUGUAAUUUUAACACUGGACUCCUGUUGGUGAGAAAGUUCGCUGGAUCCGGGUGCAAUCACCCUCCCUGGUAGUUCUACAACUGUCAUUCGCUCCCAAAUCUCACCCUAACUUGCCUUCUGUCUGAGCCCCCUGCUUUUGAACCUUAAUUAGUGUAUUUGUAUGUGUCACAUUCAGGCAUUUGACAAUUUUGUUUUAAAUUUGUUGUCAUUUUAAAGAAACCAAACCUAUUUGAUACUGUAAUGCAUCGCAGCAUAUUUGUUUGUUAAACAAAAUAGACUUUUGAUGUAAAUUUUGUUAUCUAAUUGUGUUUAUCUGAUAUGUCUCUCUAAACAUUUAAAUUAUGUCUAAAUCUGUAUCUUCCCAACUGCACAAAUAAUAUGUUUACACUGGGCUGAGAAAGACCUUAGCCAAAGAUCAAGCUAAAGAGUUAAUUAUCUCAUAAAUAAAUUUUAUUCAG